This is a messenger RNA of Theileria parva strain Muguga, 1161 nucleotides long. RefSeq lists its product as uncharacterized. NCBI's taxonomy places the organism in Eukaryota, Apicomplexa, Aconoidasida, Piroplasmida, Theileriidae. The transcript has 7 exons. The record is from RefSeq and is a predicted model, not a curated record. The coding region runs from base 1 to 1161 and encodes 386 amino acids.
AUGACUUCUUUGUCGAAAGAAGUUGACGUGAUUCCGAGUCUAUAUAAGAACGUUUCUGAUUCGGAAGCGCCAAAAAGAAGAGCUAGAUCGGAGGAAAAUCAACUCUAUAAGGAUGAGUCUGAAACUGACUCAGUAGGUGAUGAUGUCAAUCCUGAUAAGUUAAAUUACAAAGAACUUGGAUGGUUCGGUUUGGACACAGAUUCUGAGAAUUCGACUGAAGGGGUGGAAAGUGAUUUUUUAAGGCCAGUUUGGGAAAAUGAAAGAAAUGAAAAAACGGAAUCACAAACGCUCGAUGAUAAGUGGUUAGAAUCUGAAAUUGAAUCUUUUUGUAAUGACAUGGAUAGACAGUUGGGUGAACCCAUUAACGUUUCCAACAGUAAUAACAUAAUUUAUCCAAACACAUCAAGUGGAAAUUUAGAGGAGAGAUUGGAUUCUAAAAAUCAGAUGCUUUACCCAUCAAAUACCAAAAAAACAAAGGAGAGUGUCAAUCAAAGUUUAGCUGCGCAUCAGGGAGGAGUCAACGGCUUUAUAGGUAAUAGUUGGAGCUGUUCAAUUUGUAAAUAUUUAAAAACAGGUGCAUGCGGUUUAGAGAAAUUCAAUUAUUACUCGAAGGAAAGGUCACAAUUUCCCAGGAGAAAGCAAUUAUUAUUCAAACAACUCAGAGAGCUUUUCAAGAAAAAGAAACCAAAGGAUAAACUAAUCGAGAAAAUAAUGGAUAAGUCAAGCAUAGAAAAGCUAAAGAACCACUCCGAAUUGUACAAAAUAAACUAUAUGAGUUUAUUGGAGAGGUAUAACCAGGUGAAGAGAGCACAUUCAAUGGUAGUUCCGAGGAUGCAGAUGGUUGAGAUUCAGAACAAGAUCUUGUUUGAAAUAAUGAGCAAGAUCUAUUCAGAUGACGAGAGGAACUUGGACCUUCUAAAAGAGUUCAUAGAAAUCAAGUCGUUUUGCAUCCACUCGAUAAUGAAGCUAGGGUCAGACCUGGGUGAGAACUACGUCAACAUACUAAACAAUGUAAUCAACGCCAAUUCCACGAGUGAAAUCAGGCCGUGGGCAAAAGUACUUUCUGGAAUGUUCAACCAUUACGACAUGAAAGUAGACGAAACACUAAUCCACAACCUAAAUACACUCUAUUCAAUCAACAAAAUGGCACAAGGAAUCUAA